Populus trichocarpa (black cottonwood) is the source of this 1368-nucleotide messenger RNA. RefSeq names its product protein BASIC PENTACYSTEINE4. Gene Ontology annotation, cellular component: nucleus. Bases 292 to 1245 code for a protein of 317 amino acids. The record is from RefSeq and is a predicted model, not a curated record. Lineage: Eukaryota; Viridiplantae; Streptophyta; Magnoliopsida; Malpighiales; Salicaceae. Gene Ontology annotation, molecular function: sequence-specific DNA binding; DNA-binding transcription factor activity. Gene Ontology annotation, biological process: response to ethylene. The transcript is spliced from 3 exons.
AAACGCUAAAAACGACAGUUUUUGCCGUGAGAGCGCGAGAGAAACCCGUGGUCAUCUCUCGGUUCUCUAAAAUUCACCACAUUAACCCCAUCGGCCAUCUCCCUCCCCCCCUCCCUCUAUCUCAAGCCAGACAGGAAACUCUCUCUUCAAAAUCUAUGUAACUUCUUCGAUAACAUAAAUCAGAGAUAUAUUCUCUUCCUGGAAGCUUAGUGGAUGCCCAAACUGAACAUUCAACAGUGAGUGGUAGGUUGAGACUGAUUCCUGCUUAACUGAUAUUUAAGUGGGUUCAAGAUGGAGGAUGGCGGGCAACAUCAAAAUGGAAGGUAUAAGAUAGACUAUUACAAGACAGCUCACCCUCACCCUCCGUGGAAUAUGAUGCCUCGAAAUCAAGUGAAGGAGCAAACUAAUGCCUUAGUGAUGAAUAAGAAGAUAAUGACCAUCCUCAUUGAGAGGGAUGAUGCCAUUCGAGAACGCAAUUUGGCAUUUGCUGAAAAGAAGGAAGCCUUGGCUGCACGAGAUGAAGCAAUCCAGCAGCGAGAGAAGGCCCUUGCUGAACGGGAUAAAGCCUUGAUGGAGCGAGACAAUGCUCUAGCAGCGAUUCAAUACCGGGAAAAUGCAAUGAACUAUCCUUUGAGUGGUGGAAGCCAAAGAGGUUCAAAGCGCAUACCCCAUCCAGUUUACCACUCAAGUGACAUGUCCGAAGCUCUUGACUCGGGGGAAAUGCACGUCACCAAUGCCUUGCCUAUAUCAUCUGUUCCUGCUGAAAAUGCGAAGUCACGCCAGACAAAGCGAUCAAAGGAAAAUAAGGCAGUUGGAUUGAAGGCAGCCAAGUCACCAUGGAAGGGGAAUAGAGUGAGCGAGGAUCUGAAUAAGCAAGGUGCUUCUGAUGGGAAGAAAAUUAAGGUUGAGUGGGACAGUCAGGAUGUGGGCUUAAACCUCAUCAAUUUUGAUGAGACCACCAUGACAGCACCCGUUUGUUCAUGCACUGGAGUUCCCAGGCAAUGCUACAAAUGGGGUAGUGGUGGGUGGCAGUCAGCCUGUUGCACAACCACCAUGUCAUCAUAUCCACUACCACAGCUGCCAAAUAAGCGACGUGCCCGAGUUGGUGGCCGGAAGAUGAGCGGUAAUGUCUUCACAAGAUUGCUUAGUCGGCUGGCAGCAGAAGGUCAUGAUCUUUCUAUCCCUCUUGAUCUCAAGGAUUACUGGGCUAGACAUGGAACAAAUCGCUAUAUCACCAUUAAGUAGAUGUUUUUCUUCUGUAGCCCCUAUUUGAUCUUAAAUUUAUCAUGUUCUUCUUUGUACUGCGAACUGCCUUGUAUCAGAACAUGUACCUUUUUUUAUAGAAAGGUUGUUUCCUCUUUUCACACA